UCUGUUAAAUCUAGGCAGAAUGUUAGAUAAUGCUGCAUUUAUGAAUAUCUAUAAACACUCAUUUUAAGAGAAGGAAUUGAUGGAUAGAUUGAGAAUGAGAUAAAGCUUAGAAAGAUCCUGGAAAUGAAAGAAAAGGAAUUAGCUUUACUUCAUGAGAAGGUGAAGCUUGAAAGAAGACAGGGUGAUGUGGAUUGUCCUCUCAGCAACCAGGCAAUGCAAGAAGGUGAAAUCACUGAAUUGAAAUAUUCACUGGACCUGGAAGUUUACAGCAUGAAGCAGAAAUUAGAGGAUGCUGAUCUUGAGAAAUCCCAAGCCACGAAAUCUAGUGAAGAUGAGUUCUAUUGUAAAGGUUACAAUUUUUUUGGAUUCAAGCCAAUGACUGAUGCUUUAAUGCCUGAAGGAAACAAAACCAUUCAGCAGAUGACUUCUGAUUCAGACAUUUUAAAGAGAUUGUUGGAUUUCACAUUUGGUACAGUGCAUAGUACUGAGGUGCCUAUCCUGGAGAAGCAAUGGAGGCACACCAUUGAGACAAAAGUGCUAUCAGUUCUGAUUAAGGGCUUCGUAGAUGAUAUCCAACAAAUAUUCAAUGCAACCCUUAGGGAGAGAAAAAGCAAUAUUCAAUUUGGCUUCUCAGAUGAUAAAUGGACUGAACUCAUUACGCAAAUGACAAUGUUGCGUGAGGAACUGGAUACCUUUUCCAGUAGAGAUAGUUUCAAACUGAGAACGUUGGACAAGAAUGAUGGCUUAGGUCCACUCACAAAUAUAUGUAGAUCUGUUAGUGAUCCUUUGCAAGAAUUUACUUGUUAUGAGCCUGGUGAGGAUAAAAAAACUAUUGGAAGUCAUUAUGUUGCUGAGAUGAUUAAGAUUCAUGAGGCCAUAAUAAGGAAGCAACGCAAAGAUUUGAGUUGGUCAACAGGGGCGAAACCUCUGGGAAAGGGAUCUUCAUUGCUCAAAAGGAAUAGAGAAUCUGACAGUUUGGAAAGAAGGAUGCAAGAAUGUACCUCAAGAUUAGACUGUCUAAUUAGUUGGAGUCAUGGAUUGGUUGAUGAGAAUGAUGUUCAAGUCUUGGAAUCUUUUCAAAAGAAACCAAAUUCUGUCUUGGGAGGUGAAGAACAUAUGAGGAGCCAUUACGUUGAAGAAUUAAAAGAUGAGAUAAGAAGAUUAAAGGGGGAGGCAGAAGAUUCUUGUCUGCAAAAUUCAAUGAUGGAACAGGUUUACCUGCUCCUCUGUCAAGGUCUGGUGAAAGAUUUCAAUGCAAAGGUAAGUAGCUAUGGCAGCCAGAUUAGGAACCCUGCUAACAGAUUGUCCUCAAUGGAUUUCACUGACAAAAAUGAAGACCGAGCAGCAGGAAACCAACGGGACAGGUCUGGAGAUGAAACUAAAAUCUUGGAAUACAUACUAAGGGAGGAUAUCCAUAAGGUUUUUAUGACUGAAAUGAUCAAUUUGAUGAAACAGGAAAAGGAUGCAUAUGAAACUGUUAACCAUUACCUGGAAAUCUUCAGAACUGAAGAGCGGGAUGAGUGAGAGGCUAUCCAAUGGCUAUUGGAUGCUGAUGAAAGCAUUUUGAGUUCAGUGAAUAUAAAGUUAGCCAAAGCACUCAAACAGCUGAUCACGAGCAAGGACCUGUUGAUGGAUUUGGAGCGAGGUUUAGGCCUAUACCCUGAUGACAAUGGUGAAGAUAAUAAUAAUGCGACUGUUGUGAUUGAAGGUGAUGAAAACAUGCAGCCUUCCUGCCAACUAGAUGGUGACAAUAGAUCAGAGAAGCCCAAUCAGUCUGAUAACGCCUUCUCAUCUCUUAGAAGAUUUCAGCAAGUCCUGAGUGAUUUUGAGGACAUGAUACUUGCUAGCUUAGAGAAAAAAUGCCUUAGGUAUUCAACUUCUCACUCAAAACUUUAUACAAACAGGGUUGACUACAUGCAACAAGUGAAAAUUUUAUAAUAGAAGCCUGUCUUCCCAGGAUAGAGGAACUGAAGCAGCAAUUACAUGAGUUAGUUCAUCCUGUUUCCUCAUUGAGGAAAAAGAAACAACUGUACAAGAAGGCAUUCAUAACAAGGUGUCAGAGCCUGCAUUUAGCUGAAACUGAGGUUGAUUUACUAGGGGAUCAGGUGGAUGCACUUGUGCAAAUUCUUGAGAAAAUAUACCUGGUAUUGAGCAAGAACUCAUCAGCUUUGUCAUGCCAUUUCGAGGUCUCUGAUAUUGUAAGAUUAAUCAAGAAAGAGUUGGCUGAUGCUGUGGCUUGCACACCUAAAAAUUAGAGUUAACGCCUAGAUUGUACAUCUAUAUAUAUAUUCUCUAGAACUGUCUGUAUACAAAAAUCUAUAUGAAAAGCAAUUGUUAUACCA
Ipomoea triloba (trilobed morning glory) is the source of this 2342-nucleotide messenger RNA. RefSeq lists its product as uncharacterized. The record is from RefSeq and is a predicted model, not a curated record. The transcript is spliced from 3 exons. Bases 124 to 1524 code for a protein of 466 amino acids. NCBI's taxonomy places the organism in Eukaryota, Viridiplantae, Streptophyta, Magnoliopsida, Solanales, Convolvulaceae.